UUGCGAUGGAGUCCACAUCACUUCUUUUUUUACGCAGCGGAGAUGAACACUUGGAUAGCGAGUUCCAACCCGGCCAUGAAACUAAUUUUGCUCUUCACCGCCUCCCUCACCUGGGCCUUUCAGCAGGAGUCGGCGCCGCCCAAGUACCAGUACCGCGACCCGGUGACCUCCGAGCUCCUCCUGUGCGACCAGUGUCCCCCUGGCACGUCCGUGAGGCGACACUGCAGCGCCGACAGGCCCACAGAAUGCCGAGCCUGCCCUGAGAGACACUUUGCUGACAACUGGCACUGGGGGGACUCGUGCCAACACUGCACCUCGGUGUGCAAAGAGAGGCAGCUGGUGAAGCAGGAGUGCAACAGUACCCAUGACAGAGUGUGUGAAUGUGCUGCAGGUUUCCACCUAGUGGUUGAGUUCUGCAUCACACACAGCCCCUGCCCAUCUGGAUAUGGAGUGGCAGCUUUGGGUACGCCAGUGAGCGACACGGUAUGCGAGCCAUGUCCUGUUGGCCUUUUCUCCAGCCGCCGCUCGUCAACAGAACCAUGUCGGCCCCACAGAAACUGCACAGAUGUGGGCAUGAAGACGCUGCGAUGGGGCACGUCCGCUUCAAACAGCAUCUGUGGAAGCCAGGACCAAAUUAUGGCCAUCGAUUGUGCACAUCAUCACACAUUGUGUCACACAGAUGUGCUCUUUUGUGAGGAGGCAGUUUUCCAGUCACUAGCCUCCCUGCAGUUGUCCUCCGUGCCCCUGGAACGUCUGUUGGAGAGUCUUCCAGGCCGCAGGGUGGAUCGCAAGAGCGUGGAGAGGCUGAAGAAGGCUUGUUCGCCGCAGCAACACGUCCUCCAGCUGCUGCGACUAUGGAGGCAGCAGAACAAGGACCAGGAUAAGCAGUAUGGCAUUAUAAAAGGUGUCAACCACUGUGAACGCAAGGUCUCCCGCUGCAACACCCUGAAGAACCUGACUUUUGAUGACCUCUUGGAGGUGACCAACAGCUUGCCAGGGGUCAAAGUCCGCCCGGAGGACGUGUCGGCGGUGGUGGCGACCUGUCCCCCCAAGCAGUACGUCCUGCAGCUGCUCCACCUGUGGAAGAGAGCCAACUUCGACCUGGAUCUGGUCAAAGGUCUUUCUCACAGUGUGAGGGUGCUGCGCGGAAAAGGGGCGCCGCGUUAUCUUCUGAAAGGCCUCAAGAAGAUCAGCCGCAUCAUAGGCUCCGCCUCCACUCGCAAGACGUAUGAAAAGAUGUUUGUUAGUAUGCUUCAAGAUGAACUGUUUUUUAAAACUCUUAAGCCAUUCAAUGAAUAAGAGUAAAAAAGGCUGCUGUUUCAGUAGGGAUGGGAAUUCUACUAAAUCUUCUUAAUCGGCUUUGGGAAAAAUCACAUUUUUUCUAUGAGAAUCUCUCCUGGAAUGUUCUCAGCACCUGUUUCCGUGCUGUGUUGUACUGAGCAGAGGAGUUGUACCAUACCAAAGGUCUGCGUGGUUGUCGUUUUUCAACAGCGUCUCUUCUGGUCGCAGAUGAGUAGUGCACUCCAUUUUGUCUCCAUAGCUUCCAGAUACAUCCAUCCAUCCAUCCAUUUUCUACCGCUUGUCCCUUUUGGGGUCACACAAUUAAUCCACAAUGAAUUCUCCAGAAUUGCCCAUUCCUUGCUUGUAUCCUAAAUAAACUCCAAAGGAGAACAACACUCAAGCUCUAAAACACUCAUAGUGCGAUUACAUAUAAAUAUAUACUGUAUAUAUAUAUAUAUAUAUGAGUAAAGUGGUACCUUGGUUUUUGGUAGCAAUCCAUUUCCGUAACCCAAAUCAUACAAAAACCGAGGCAAUCUUUCCAAUAAGAAAUCAUAUAAAUCCAAUUAAUCAGUUCCAAACACCCAAAAAUAUUAACACAAAACAUGUUUUAUAAAGAAUAUUUAUAGUUUUUCAUUCAGAUAACAAUGUAAAUUAAACAUAAAUGAUAUACUUUUUUCUUUUAUUUAUUUAUUUUAUUUUUUGUAGCCAUACUUUUUAAUAAAAACAAAUGUUUGUUUUAAAAUGUUUUCUUUUUACAUUUUUGCAGACAUAUUUUCUUUAUUUGUUUUCUUUAUUUAUUUUUAUAAUUUUUUUUAGCCAUACCUCUUUUUAUUUUAUUUUUUUAUUUUUUGUAUUUACCAGUUGAGUUACCAAUGCAAUGAUUCUUUGUUUGGUCAAUGGAUUCCGUGGAAUAAUACGCCAAGAAACACUAAUUUGAUAACCAAGAUGGCAACAUUUGGGGAAAAUGAAUGAUGAAAAACUAAAUCAUAAGAAAAGUACCAAGGUACCACUGUAUUAUUAUUAUUAUUAUUAUGAUGAUUAUUAGUAUUAUAAAAAUGUAUAGUGCAGAUGAACCUGGUGUACAGUAUAUGUACGUGGGACAGACAUAGAGUAGGUCACAUGGUAGCAUCAUGUAAAUAAAGCUAUACUCACCAAAUUUAAACAUAUGCAGAGAUAAUUUGGAAACCAGGUGAGUUUAUAAUCCUAAAUUGCCUUUCAGUAAUUACUCAAAUGCUUUUGAUUUGAAAAAAAAUAGCAAUUCUACAUGUGCCCUCUAGGCAGAGUAAUCUUUGCAAAAUAUUUCAUGGGAACCCUUUUCAGUCUGUGAAAAGUAACACACACAAUUAUUUAAGAUGUAAAUAGCAAACGGUUUUAUGGAAAAAUGGGCAAGCAAAUGUGCUUCCCCCUCACCCCCCUUUCUCGCCAUUUGGGAGGAAGGAUUUGGUUUCAUAAUGAAAUCCAGGUAUGAGCUAUAUAAUUGUCUUUUGUUUUGUUUUGUUGGUUUUGUCCGCGACUGCUGGCAAGUUAAGCUCCUGGAAAUUUAAUGUUGUUACUGUCAGCUUUGUGAAUGUACAAUUGUGUUCUAUUUAAAAGGGAGUUUAUCUUGGACUUGUAUGUAAUGGCUUGUUUUUAUUGCUUCAUAAGAAAUACUGAAUCCUAAAUGCUGCAACUUCUUGAAGGGAUAUGUUUUAUAUUUGUUUUGUUUUUAUUUUUUAUACAAAGAAGUGUCUUGUUUCUUUAUUGUAUAUAUAAAACUAAUGGUGCGUUCAAAUGCUUCAUAAAAGAUUGGACUUUUUCUCCCUGCUUGUGGUUUCUUAAAAAGUGAUCAUUAUGAUAUUUUUGUGACUCAUUGUGCCAACA
Messenger RNA from Entelurus aequoreus (snake pipefish), 3141 nucleotides. Its product is annotated as tumor necrosis factor receptor superfamily member 11B-like. Gene Ontology annotation, molecular function: protein binding. The transcript is spliced from 6 exons. The record is from RefSeq and is a predicted model, not a curated record. Bases 43 to 1299 code for a protein of 418 amino acids. NCBI's taxonomy places the organism in Eukaryota, Metazoa, Chordata, Actinopteri, Syngnathiformes, Syngnathidae.